Messenger RNA from Caenorhabditis remanei, 312 nucleotides. RefSeq lists its product as uncharacterized. The record is from RefSeq and is a predicted model, not a curated record. The coding region runs from base 1 to 312 and encodes 103 amino acids. Lineage: Eukaryota; Metazoa; Nematoda; Chromadorea; Rhabditida; Rhabditidae. The transcript has a single exon.
AUGGCGCCCCCACUCUCGAAACGGAAACAAACAAUUUCGGACGACGACGACCCCAGUGGCUUCGUCCUUUUUUCUGCCUAUCGCCAACUCCAUGAUCACGUUGGAACCCUGACAAAUAUCAUUUCUGAUCUGAGGUACGCCCUGCUUUCCUCCUCCUCCAAAUCGGUUAUUGAUAAAGUAUCCUCUCUUGUUCCUGCCAUUCCUACUAUCCCUUUCCUUCCUGAACCUCAAUUCCUUCCUCCCCUUCCCACAUCGACAGUUCCAGACACUGCUAGUUUUACUACUACUGCUAUUCCUAUUCUAACAAAAUAA